This is a messenger RNA of Ectocarpus sp. CCAP 1310/34, 1590 nucleotides long. Lineage: Eukaryota; Phaeophyceae; Ectocarpales; Ectocarpaceae. The record is from the annotation of a GenBank genome assembly.
GAGAAAGAAAACGGACGACGUCAGGAUGAGGGGAAAAUUCUGGACCCUGCCGCUGCACACAGUGAUGGUGGCCAUCUUCAGCGCCCCAUUCGUCUCUGGUGAAUGCGAAUGUGGGGGACCGACAAUGUCUGAACCGUCAGCGGAAAUGAUCGAUGUGCUGUCUUGUGGCGCGACUACGGAGGGGCAAACGACUUGCACCGAUCUCGGCGAAAUUGCCUGCUUAUGCGACUACGAAAUUUCGAUUGACGUGGACGUUCGAGACUUCCUUGCCGGCGCGGCAGAAGAGCCUACAGUAACGUGGUGGUGUAAUCACGAUGGCGGAGAAGGCACCUGCGAAAGUGGGACGCUGGCACCUACCCCAGCCCCUACCACGCCGGCCCCGACCACUCCGGCCCCUACCACGCCGGCCCCUACCACGCCGGCCCCUACCACGCCGGUCCCUACAGUGGUGGAUCCUACCACGUCCCCCCCUGCCACGCCGGCCCCUACCACGCCGGCCCCUACCACGCCGGUCCCUACCAUGGCCCCUGCCACACCGGCCCCUACACUUGGAGAGUUCAUGUGCGAAGGCGGAAUUGCUGGCAUUCAAGCGAGCGAUGUGUGCUGCUCCGUCAGCUGCGGGUCCUGCGGAGGUUCCGGGUGCUCCGGCAGGGACGGUGGCUCAGACGCCUGCUGCGGUGGCGGAGUCAGGGCCUCGGGCCGCUUCUGUUCCAUAACGGAAGAGGCGCCUUGCAUGACCGGCCCGGCCCCUACUCCGGAACCUACGCCGGCCCCUACGCCGCCUCCUACUGUUGAAGUUCCGAUGUGCGACGGUGAAAUCGUUGGCAUCCAAGCGAGCGAUGUGUGUUGCUCCGCCAGCUGCGGGUCCUGCGGAGGUUCCGGGUGCUCCGGCAGGGACGGUGGCUCAGACGCCUGCUGCGGUGGCGGAGUCAGGGCCUCGGGCCGCUUCUGUUCUGUAACGGGAGAGGCGCCUUGCAUGACCGGCCCGGCCCCUACUACGGAACCUACGCCGGCCCCCACGCCGCCUCCUACAGUUGAAGUUCCGAUGUGCGACGGUGGAAUCGUCGGUAUCCAAGCGAGCGAUGUGUGUUGCUCCGCCAGCUGCGGGUCCUGCGGAGGCACCGGGUGCACUGGCAGGGAUGGUGGCCCAGACGCCUGCUGCGGUGGCGGAGUGAGGGCCUCGGGCCUCCUCUGUUCUGUAACGGGAGAGGCGCCUUGCUUACUGUAACAUCACGUCGUUCAUCCAUCGCGACGUCCCUUUGAUGCGCGACUUGCCCUCACUCAUUUAAUGUUCGAAACAGUCAUACGCGGUUAGGUUUCAAGGUUGGGGAAGCACGUUGGGACACCCCAACCAUUCUUUGGAUGGAAAAGUCUCGACCUUCCCCCGGCGUAGCGAAAAGCAGCAAGGUUGCGCAACCGUUUCGGAACUUGUGGACAUUUCAUCGGGCGGUUAUCGAGGAGGUUGUUGAUGUUGGUUAAAAGUAAACAUUUAUUUGUAGGGCUGCGCAUGACAUGUCGCAGCGUUUCGGCGAUAAAAGACUGCAGUUGUGCAGGCGUAUGUUUUGCCUUUAAUGCUCGGGUCGAAAAGGA